GUCAUUCGCAGCAAAGAAACCGAAACGAAAUGUGCUACAGGUUGUCCCUAAUUGCGUUCAGUGUGCUGAUCAGCAUCGUGUGCGUGCAAAGCGCCGCGGUGGAUCAGACGCAGCUGGUGGUGGAGAAACAGCAGCCUGAGGGCCAGACAACAGCUGAUGACGUCGAUGCGACCAGUGUGCCGGAGCAAUGCUAUCAGCCCAAGGAGACGGGUCGCUGUUUUGCACUCUUCUAUCGCUUUGCCUACAAUCUGGACACGCAUGCCUGCGAAGAGUUCGUCUACGGCGGCUGCGCCGGCAACAGCAACAACUUUGAGACCAAAGAGCAGUGCGAGCAGCUCUGCCUGGGCAAAUCAGCGCCAUCAACCGCAGCUUCCGCGACAGAGCAGAGCACGGAACUGACUCCAGAGCAACAGCAAGCGGCAGAGACGACCACGAGCAGCGCCAAUCAGCCCGCUUCGGAUUAGUGGGAAGAACCCGGACACUGUCUAUAUAUAGUACAUAAGUAAAAAGCUAACACUCACAAAUAAAUUAAUCACGCUCCCACUAUACAUACCCAUAUGUGUACAGAUUUAAUGUAUUGACACAUAUACACUUAAGUACACAGCUCCAGGGGCGGACUCUAAAGUAAAGGGUCCCAGUAUAAAAAAAAAAAAUUUGAUCUAUACUUCUUAAAUAUAGUCUGAAUAAUACGAAAAAUUAA
Messenger RNA from Drosophila virilis, 700 nucleotides. RefSeq names its product putative Kunitz-type serine protease inhibitor. Gene Ontology annotation, molecular function: serine-type endopeptidase inhibitor activity. Lineage: Eukaryota; Metazoa; Arthropoda; Insecta; Diptera; Drosophilidae. The record is from RefSeq and is a predicted model, not a curated record.